AUGGCAGAGAACUCGACGAUCGGCGGCGGUGAUACGAGCGCGCGUGACGGCGAGUUUGGUAGCAACAAAAUACGGUGCGUACCGGCGAUGAUACUCGGCGGCGUAAAGGCGGACGACCGUUGGCUACUGUGUGAGGUUCUGCAGCUUAAACAAUACAAUCGUGAGCUGUAUCACUGCAGAAGCACACAGAGGAUACGGGGUUUUACGGCGAAGUCGUGGGGACAAUCCGUUGCUACAUGGGGAUCUGCAGCUUUAGCAAUACAGUCGUGA
This is a messenger RNA of Macrosiphum euphorbiae (potato aphid), 270 nucleotides long. The record is from the annotation of a GenBank genome assembly. NCBI's taxonomy places the organism in Eukaryota, Metazoa, Arthropoda, Insecta, Hemiptera, Aphididae.